Acaulospora colombiana is the source of this 482-nucleotide messenger RNA. Lineage: Eukaryota; Fungi; Glomeromycota; Glomeromycetes; Diversisporales; Acaulosporaceae. The record is from the annotation of a GenBank genome assembly.
UCGAAUGGUGGAAUGAGAGGAGGACAAAGCACGCAUCAUUUGGACCUGCCACUCACCUUCAGUCGAACCCCCACCAUACGGCAUUCUCAAAUUCGUUCUCAUGCCAUGUCAAAUUCAUCUUCAUUUUCCAAUGUAGUCUCGAGUCUAGUGAGAGCGCAAAUGGGCUCCUCUGUUACGGCCAGCACGCUCGACGAGGAAUUGGACAGACGAGUUGCAGAAUUGAUACUCAAGGAGGCUCGACAGAAGGAGGAACGGAAUGGAAAUGCCGCGAAAACAAACAAGAGGUUCCUCGCAUCUAUCAUUAAAAGUACAGAUGAACACAACAAGACCGUGUUACGCGCUCAGGCUGAAGCCGCUUCUGAGGUCAAACAACAACGCGAACGUCAAGAGCGCGAGGAACGAAUGAGGCGAGCUCAGGAAGCUGUAGCAGCAAGAACUGGUACUUCAAGUUCAUCUUACCGUGGGGACUCGUGGGAUUCAAA